This is a messenger RNA of Exophiala oligosperma, 3115 nucleotides long. RefSeq lists its product as uncharacterized. Lineage: Eukaryota; Fungi; Ascomycota; Eurotiomycetes; Chaetothyriales; Herpotrichiellaceae. The record is from RefSeq and is a predicted model, not a curated record. The transcript has 2 exons. Gene Ontology annotation, biological process: DNA-templated transcription; regulation of DNA-templated transcription. Gene Ontology annotation, molecular function: DNA-binding transcription factor activity, RNA polymerase II-specific; zinc ion binding; DNA binding. Bases 116 to 3115 code for a protein of 999 amino acids.
CAACUCUUUUAACCACACUUGAAUUCAUACUCGUACCCCUCACCUUCGAUCUUUGAACAACCUCCUGAUAUCCGGGAAGAGGUCUACAGGGUCGCCAAAUGCUUCCGCACGGGCAAUGAAGGAGAAGAGCGGCGACAACAGACUUGGGUGCAAAGUCUGUGGGAAAUGUUUUGCCCGCUCCGACACUCUUCUUCGUCAUGAACGAAACCAUCAUGCCACAGAAGACCGCGGCCCCGUGCAUCGUGUCACUGUUGGCACCUUCCGGGCAUGUCAAGGGUGUGCAGCAGCGCGAUCUCGUUGCUCUGGGGGGUUCCCAUGUGGCAGGUGCCACACUCGCAAGCUAGAAUGUGUCUAUCCCAGUAAACGACGUAAGGGAUCUAUCUCAAACAGUCAACCUGGAAAUGGACUCGACAGUGGUGAACCGAGAGAGCAACAUCUUGGCCAUUUCAACGAGUUGGUCUUUGCAGCGAAUGGCCCGCAACAGGAUCUGUCUGAAGACAAGUCGAAUAUGAAGCCCCCAGCGUUGACUUCAACGCUGAGGUCAAGUCAUGGUCUGGAGUCAUACGGUCAUCCUACGCUGAUUGAUAGUUACAACCAAGCGCCAGAAGCUGUUUCGAGGUCUAGUCAGCUACCGAUCGACGUUGACACCCUAACAUCUUCCCAAAGUCAGACACAACAGGGAAAUCAGUUCGCAGAUGGCUCCAUAUCGGCGCAAUUCGACACUGAGCUUACGGGAGUCCUUCCAACAUAUGACUACAACGCAUUUGACGAUGAACCAUUGAAUUGGAUCCCUCCUUCGCUGAUACCGUCACCCUAUGAUGCAGAAUUGGAGCAGGACUUCUCUUUCAUACUUCCUCCAUUAACCACCGAACCGACCAUCGGGACAGAAUACAGCAUGCCAAUUCCAUUCGACCACAACUCUCAAGUUUAUCAAAUCCAGAACGUGUCCCCAGAAACAGCGGAAAGUCACAACUUCCCUGCCGCAUUCAUAGGCAUGGAGCCCAGCCCCUCGUCAUCAGCUAGUGACGGUUUGAAUAUGGCCAGAUCUACUCAAACUAUAUCAACCACUGAUACAAAACGCAAGAAGCGUAAAAUGUCCCACAUUCCAGAAUCUUUCAACAGGCCCAGAGAACAACCGAGUUCAUUUGCUUUCCCACCACCGCCCGAUACUGUCAACAUGACAACAUCUGCAGAAACCAAAAACCAUAUCGCCUAUUUGACGUACCAAAACAUUAUGGACCUUUUCAGAACAUUAUGUCUUGACACAGGUGUUCCGCGCCGAUUUGUGCAGUCAGAUUUUCCUAGCUUUGCCGAUUUUAACACGUGCACUGAACUUUACUUCGAACACAUCCACUCCAGCUUUCCACUGAUCCAUCGACCAUCAUUCGGAUCUCAGACACAUAUGAUAGUGGUCCUUGCAGUGGCGGCAAUUGGUAGCACUUUUCUCAAAACACAGAAUGCCCUCGAUUUUCGAGAAGCUUUUCAGGAGUUUCUGCGCCGAGCGAUACACCACUACUCGGAUGGUAUACCUGAUGCCGAUCCAUUAGACAUUCCACUAGCACAAGCCCGGAUCCUGAAUCUCGUCGGCCUCUUGCAAUCAGACCGUGAUCAGCUACGAUACCUUGCCCCCCGCUACCAUGCGGAUCUGUCACAUUGGUGCCUUGCUUCGGGUGUUCUUCAGCUUCCAGAUACUAGUGAUUCUUCAGACGCCGAGCCAGCCCACCUCGACGGCGAAAGCUUAGAAACCUGGCAAAUAUGGAUCCAAACAGAGUCAUUGCGUCGAGUUGGUUAUCUUGCGUGGCUGCUCGACUGCUGUCUAGGCUAUAUGGCCAAUGCACGCCCUUUGUGUAAUAUGGACGAUGCUAGGACACCACUGCCUUGUGUGGAAUUGGCUUGGGAGGCUUCGACGGUCGAUCUUUGGGUGCAAGCUAAGAGACACACAUCGAAAACACCAUCGUUGUGUGUUGCCCUUGAGACGCUCUACAAGAACAAGAAAAUGAGCUUGGACUACAGCGAGUUAUCUCAGGUAUUGUUGAUCCAUGCGCUUUACAUACGUACGUGGGAAGUUGGAACUCAUAUCAAACAACCACUCAGUGAAUGGGUUCCAACUGGAAAAGCCAGAGGAUUCUUGAACACUCCUUCCAAGGACAAUUUCUGGCUUCCACUAUAUCCAUUGUACGCCAAUUGGAGGAAUAGCGCCUGUGACUGUCUUGAUGUUCUUACUUGGCAGGCAUCUAGUGUUGUUGCUAAUGCUUCUGGAGUCGAGCAUCCGGUUAUGCUUCACCUGCACCUUGCUCGCAUCGUCCUUCUCACCCCGUUUCAAGAAAUACAAGAUUUACUCUUCUCUUUGAUUGGCAAAGUCGGAAAUUCGCCCAUGGCAAGCUUCUACGUUCACGAUGGUAGCUAUCAACCUCGUAACAAGGCUAAGUUGCCACAAAUUCGAAAGAUAACAUGGCGGUGGUUGCGGGAAGAUCAACACAAAGCUCGUCUGGCAAUGAUUCAUGCUGGAUCGGUAUUCUGGUAUGUUCGGCGGUACUCGGCAAUGAGCUUCUACGAACCCAUCGCAGUAUAUCUAGCCUCGUUGGUGCUUUGGACCUACGGCUCAUACAAGUCCAGCGCUUUGGAGAGGGAUGCUGUUGCUGCUAACCAGAGGCCCGAGGGUGGUCCGAGUGGGCCUGACGCCGGUGCUGCGAUUCAGCCCUCACGUGUCGAGAGAAAACAAAGGCAAGCGAAGUUUAUGAACAAGUCCACCGCACAUGCAGAUCAACGACCAACCUCUCCAGCUGCCACAGGGCCCGUGCAUUCUAUCGAUACUACCGCGGCUUUACCUCAGGACAUCCCUGAUUCGGAAAGUGACGACUCAUCGUCUUCGGAUGAUCGACCAGAAUUCAUACAUCUUGAUAGACCUUGUGACGAUGAGAUUAUACAGCACUUUGUCCGGAAUGGUCAGAGUAUGGCAGGGUAUAUGACUAAUGUAGGAAACAUAUGUGAGACGCCCCAAAAGGUACUUCUCGAAGGCGCAAAAUUGCUUCGAACGAGGCUUGCAUGCUGGGGAGUUAGCAGAGAGUAUUACGAUAUUUUGACCAAAUUGGCCGAGCUCAGGAAAGCAGGUUAA